CACAGGGGAAAAGCCUUAUCCAUGUUCAGAGUGUGGGAAAUGUUUUACUCACAAAUCAGAACGUGAGAGGCAUCAGAGAGUUCACACGGGAGAGAAGCCGUAUUCAUGUUCAGAAUGUGGUAAAUGUUUUACUUCAAAAUCAUAUUUUAUGAGCCAUCAGAGAAUUCACACAGGGGAAAAGCCGUAUCUAUGUUCAGACUGUGGGCAAUGUUUUACUCGCAAAUCACAACUUGAGAGGCAUCAGAGAGUUCACACGGGAGACAAGCCGUAUUCAUGUCCAGAAUGUGGGAAAUGUUUUACUCAGAAAUUUUCUCUUGUUGUCCAUCAGAGAAUUCAUACAGGGGAGAAACCGUAUUCAUGUUCAGAGUGUGGGAAAUGUUUUACUCACAAAUCAGAACUUGAGAGGCAUCAGAGAGUUCACACGGGAGAGAAGCUCUAUUCAUGUUCAGAAUGUGGGAAACGUUUUAUUAUGAAAUCACAUCUUGAGAGCCAUCAGAGAAUUCACACAGGGGAGAAGCCGUAUUCAUGUUCGGAAUGUGGAAAAUGUUUUGCUCAUAAAUCAAAUCUUGAGCCCCAUCAGAGAAUUCACACAGGGGAGCUGUAUUCAUGUUCAGAAUGUGGUAAAUGUUUUACUAAGAAAUCAUCUCUUGAGAGCCAUCAGAGAAUUCACACAGGGGAAAAGCCUUAUUCAUGUUCGGAAUGUGGAAAAUGUUUUUCUCAUAAAAAAUCUCUUCAGACCCAUCAGAGAAUUCACACAGGGGAGAAGCUGUAUUCAUGUUCGGAAUGUGGAAAAUGUUUUACUCAUAAAAAAUCUCUUCAGACCCAUCAGAGAAUUCACACAGGAGAGAAGCCGUAUUCAUGUUCAGAAUGUAGCGAAUGUUUUACUAAUAAUUCAAGUCUUGCUAUACAUCAGAGAAUUCACACAGGUGAGAAGCAUUUUAUUUGUUCAGAAUGUGAAGAGAGUUUUGCUACAAAAUCAGCUCUUCUUUUACAUCACAGACGUCACACAGGGGAGAAGCCGUAUUCAUGUUCGGAAUGUGGGAAAUGGUUCACUCAGAAGUCAUAUCUUAUUAAACAUCAGAGAAUUCACACAGGGGAGAAGCCAUAUUCAUGUUCAGACUGUGGGAAAUGUUUUACUCAUAAAUCAAAUCUUCUGAAACAUCAGAAAGUUCACACAAAGGAGAAGCCGUAUUCAUGUUCAAAAUGUGGGAAAUGUUUUACUCAGAAAUCACAUCUUCAGAGUCAUCAGAGAAUUCACACAGGAGAGAAGCCGUAUUCAUGUUCAGAAUGUGGGAAAUGUUUUACUACGAAAUCAUAUCUUCAGAGUCAUCAGAGAAUUCAUACAGGAGAGAAGCCAUAUUCAUGUUCAGAAUGUGGGAAAUGUUUUACUAUGAAAUCAAGUCUUGAGAGACAUCAGCAAAUCUGCACAAAGGAGAAGCCAUAUUCAUGUUAAGAAUGUGACUGAUGGGGGAGGGGGGCAAGCAUGUGAGCGGCUGUGCGUCGGCUGAGCUCCUGCACUACCCCAGCCAAUUAUCCUGCAAACAUUAGCCUAAUACUGUUGCUUGCAUGUUUACCCUGCAGUGGACCUUGGGAACACAACAAUAGCGAAAUUUAGCUGCCAUGACCAGGAAAAGAAAAGGAAAAGGCACAGACAAGGACCCGCAAGAUGGCUCUGGCUCUGCUGCAGCGCGGCUGGCACAAUAUGCUUUUUCAGCGGCACUACUUAGCACAAGACGCUCUGAGACAAGGGUGAGGCUCUACCAUCAAAUAGUGGCAUAAACUCUGACAGUGAGGGGGUGGAAGCUGCUACAGUAAAAGAACGCGGCCCUAACUAUGGCAUCUUACAGACGAGUUGUGCAGACACUGAGUCAGAGGCUCAGGAAUCCAAAUCGGAGGAGUCAACCCUCAAAGAUGUCAUGCAAGCCAUUACUAAAUGCGGCAAGUCAAUGAAGGUGCUGACAAUGCAAGUCGGAGCCUUAAAAGAAGAUCUGUCCAUAGUCAGGCAGGACUUUCAAAAGUUGGCAGAACGCACAACCGCCCUGGAGGAGCGAGUGGGCGAUAUGGAGGACGCUAUACAUCCUCUCAAGAGGGACACUACGGAACAUGCUCGCAGGCUAGAUAUACUGGCUGCCAAGCAAGAUGACUUGGAAAAUCGGCUGAGACGAAAUAAUGUAAGAUUAGUUUGAUUACCAGAAAAAGUGGAAGGUGUUAACCCUACAGAGUUAUUUGAAACCUGGUUAA
Bufo bufo (common toad) is the source of this 2241-nucleotide messenger RNA. RefSeq names its product zinc finger protein 585A-like. The record is from RefSeq and is a predicted model, not a curated record. Gene Ontology annotation, molecular function: DNA-binding transcription factor activity; RNA polymerase II cis-regulatory region sequence-specific DNA binding. Gene Ontology annotation, biological process: regulation of transcription by RNA polymerase II. The transcript has a single exon. The coding region runs from base 149 to 1453 and encodes 434 amino acids. Lineage: Eukaryota; Metazoa; Chordata; Amphibia; Anura; Bufonidae.